Molecule: messenger RNA, 2126 nt
Organism: Stegostoma tigrinum
Lineage: Eukaryota; Metazoa; Chordata; Chondrichthyes; Orectolobiformes; Stegostomatidae
Product: caveolin-2-like
Exons: 3
Coding region: 228-710 (160 amino acids)
Biological process (GO): caveola assembly
Cellular component (GO): caveola
Molecular function (GO): molecular adaptor activity
Source: RefSeq, a predicted model, not a curated record
AUGUCAGAGGCAGAAUAUUCUCCGCUGCAUUUGGGAACAGCAGAUGCCAGUGUCAGACCGAUCACAUAGCGCAGGCUGUCUGAGGGAGCUAUAGAUUUACAUGGGGGGGCCGGAUCUGCAGCAUCUGCAACUUCAAUCAGACCUCUAGCCAUACCCGUGCCUUUGCUGCCGUGUCUCCCUCCGUCCUGCCUGACCGCAUCCCCAUCUCUGCCGUCGGAUGUGCAAGCAUGCUCGCAGGCGAACACCUGAACGAGACCAAAAUCGACCUCGGUGAGGAGCAAGGGGAGCCGGAUCAAAGUGUCCCGGCACCUAAGGGACAGCCCUCGUCGGUGGAAGACCGGGACCCCAGAGGCAUCAAUGCCCACUUAAAGGUGAACUUUGAAGAUGUGAUUGCAGAGCCUGAUUCGGUGCAUAGUUUUGACAAAGUCUGGAUUUGGAGUGAUGCAUUGUUUGAAGUAUCUAAGUUAUGGUGCUAUCGAAUCAUCUCACUUAUAUUUGCUGUGCCAGUGUCUUUAAUCUCUGGACUUAUUUUCGCUCUUUUAAGUUGCCUGCAUAUCUGGUGUGUCAUGCCUUGCAUCAAGAACUUCAUGAUGAACAUGCCUUCCAUUCAGACCAUCUGGGGGAGUAUUGUGGACCUGAUCAUUUCCCCUUGCUGUGAGAGUAUGGGGAGAUGUUUCAGUGGCAUCAACCUACACAUAUCCCGCGAUUAAAAUUCCACCUCAUUGCGAGUGGUUGGAUCCAAUUUAUUUGUCAGUCUGGAUUCUACAACAGCAUUCUGACCACAGUGCCAUCUUUGAACGGGAACCUGUACUAAGCCAUAAAUUCGAAGCUCUGGCUUCUUUCGAACAGGUGUACAAUGCAAAUGCUGGGUCAGCUGUUUUAAAGUGCUCGGUUUCCAUGGCAGCUUUGAAAUUCUUUUGUAUUAAAUAACUGCUGCAAACAUGCGAUUGCAGGCAAAGCUGGGGAAAAUAAAAAUCAAGGAAUGCAUCCAGCUAUAUCAUAAGUCAUUGUACGUCCUGAAAUAAACUCAGUGAGCUUGUUAAGUUGUGAUUUUUAUUUUGAGUGGAAAUGCUGCAGCAGCUCUCAACCCAGUUCGGCCAAAAUUCCUUUAGCGCUUGCUGUUGUUUUGGAUUAAGUAACUAUCUAUAACUUUUUAAUGUCCUUAAAGCUUCUCAGGGAGUAACCUCAAAGCCAUUGGCUGCUUUAAAUACUGUAACAGUAUCCCAGCUGCUGGGAGCCUGGCUGUUUAUGGAAGCAUCUAGCAAUAUUUUUAAGUGAUCCCUUUCAACUCUGUACUACGCUGCUGGUAAAGGUGGCCAUUUACAUCCAACUCAGCCAGGAAUAGCUGAAUGGCAUCUUUUGUUUCUAUUACCAAUGGGUUCUUGCUUUUUACCCUGAACCACGUUUUGUUUUCCUUUUGAAGCUUCCAGUUGUUUAUUUCUGAGAUCACCCACAGCCAUACAGUCAUACAGUACAGAAACAAACACUUUGGUCCAACAAGUCCAUGUUCCCAAACUAAACUCAGUCCUGCCUGCCCAUAUCCCUCCAGAUCUUUCCUUUCAUAUACUUAUACAGAUGUCUUUUAAACGUUGAAAUUAUAUCUGCAUCCACCAUUUCCUCUGGAAGUUUAUUACACACACAAAUCACACUCUUCCCCACAUCUUUAAAAAAAAGCCCACUAGUCUCGAAACCCCCCAUCCUACCAAAAAGACACCUGCCAUUCAUCUCCCCUGAGCCCCUCAUGAUUUUAAAAACAUCAGUAAGGUCACCUCUCAACCUCCAUCGCUCCAGUGAAAAACCACCCUAUUUAGCUUCUCCCGGUAACUCAAACCCUCAAUGUCCGGAAAAAUCCUGGUAAAUCUCUUCCGGAUCCUCUCCAGCUUAAUAAUAUCCUUGCUAUAACAGGGUGACCAGAACUGGACACGGUACUGCAGAAGAGGCCACACCAACAUCUUGUGCAGCCUCGACAUGAGCUUCCUAACUCCUAUACUCAAAGUUCUUGAGUGAUGAAGACUUUUUUUGUUUUUCUUACCUUACUUCUGAUUUAAAGGAUAAAUAUAUUUUGUUUGAUUCACAUGCGUAUGUACCUAUCGUGUGCAUAUAUAUAAAUAUACUAUAUAAAGCUA